Atta colombica is the source of this 6727-nucleotide messenger RNA. Its product is annotated as protein sickie-like. The transcript has 19 exons. NCBI's taxonomy places the organism in Eukaryota, Metazoa, Arthropoda, Insecta, Hymenoptera, Formicidae. Gene Ontology annotation, biological process: nervous system development; neurogenesis. The record is from RefSeq and is a predicted model, not a curated record. The coding region runs from base 54 to 6698 and encodes 2214 amino acids. Gene Ontology annotation, molecular function: ATP hydrolysis activity.
CUUUGCUCUUUGCCCUGUCACGCUACAAACAGCGAGCCAAGCAGCUACAGGAUAUGCCCAGAUUGCCGUCGCCCUAUAACAAACAGUCGUCGGGAGUUGGCGGUGCUGGCGGUGGUCCUGGGGGUAGCACAAGCAUACCCUUGCCCGCGACCGUUGCCGCCACCAGGAGAUGCCCUCCGGACAAAGUCAGACCGGCUCCGGCACCAACACAUCAAUCACAACUCGGUGGUCUAAAACACGGGAAUGGUGGCGUGGGUAGCGCGAGCAGUUCUAGAAGCACUAGUCCGAGUCAACAACAACCAUCUCAGGGUGGUCUUUCAUUCAUUCCGCAACCUAGAAGUCAGAAUCCGAAUCGACAACCCACAGCCACUACGCCAAGUCCUCGAGCAUCCACAGUAGGCCGACCCAAUGGAGGUUUGAGGACCCAACAACAAGCCUUACCGUAUUCUGGAAAUACUGUCCCAGCACCUCAGCCAAAUAAGAAUUCAGUACUGGAUAAAUUUAAACUUUUCAAUAAUAAAGAUAAAAAUCAAGAACGAGGAAAGACUUCAUCGGGAGUUUCAAAACGUACUUCCAGUUCUUCCGGAUUUUCUUCAGCUCGAUCUGAACAUUCAGACAGUUCAACUUCCUUGUGCGAUCAAAGUAAGACCCAAGUUCAGGAAUCGCCAAAAAGUCGUGCGUUGAAAUCAAAACUGCAAUCAGCUAAACCAGCAAAGCAGGCCAGUCCAAAAACAGGCAGAAAGGAGCAAAGCAAGGCUCAGAGUAAGAUUGCGCGCACGAGCAAAGGUCCGCCAAGCUCCUCGGAGAAACUAACAACACUCUAUAAUAAUCCAGUUGUAGAGCAAGAUGUUAAAAUUGCUAGUAAAGCUAUCAGCACCAAAUUAUCAAGUGAUAGGAAAACAUCGACUCUUCAGGAACUGGUAAAGCAACCGGUAGUGCAACCUCCUAAACCAAAUCCUUCCGUCCUAACGCCACCUAGACAAAUUAAUCUUCAAGAUACCAAAAACGUGAACUUGAGGAACGAACUUACGACAACGAAACUUUCACCCCGACCCAAAAUGGAGCUUCCAGGCAAGAUAUCGGAUCCAAAAAUUUAUUUACAAAGUGUGAAACCACCGCCGAAUGGUCUGAACAAAGAUUUUAUGAUGCAGAAAGCUAUUCUGGCAAAUACCAACGGUAUUAUUAAACCAUCCGAAACAGGGGAGACUCUUGUUCAUGAGAACGAUACUUUUAAUCGUACUCUAAGCAUGAAUCAGGCAAACCUAUCAGACGGUAAGGAUCUUACGGCAAAACAAAAAGAACCAGAAAUGUUAGAAGUUAAUCCCGAACAGCAAUCGGAGAUGGAAAGUUUUGAUUCAUCGAAGACUCGAGUAUCAAGUCAAGAGAAGGUUAUUUGUGAGGAAGAAAUAGAAUCUAUCGAAAUUUCCAAUAACGAUAAACAAGAUUCUAUGACAAUUAAUUGUGUUAACUCAGUAGCUGAUGAAAAGUUAACUAAUACUGAAGACAGACUAACGAGUAUAUCCACACAAAGCAAUCUGAACUUUGGAUCUAGUAAACCGUUAACAAGUUCGAAUAGUCCUCUUCAUGGUCCGAACCCAGCCGGACUUAGUCCGGGUUCCAGCAUCCCGAAACCUACUGCUCUUGUGAAAGGUACAUCGAAACCAUCGAAAGACAAUGGCACGCUCAGCGGAAUGCCAACGCCGACAAAACCGAAGAGCGGCGAUACUCUUCAUCGCAAACUCGAUCCUAAUACAGUAGCGAUGGUGUCACCGAUGCCGAGUAUUUCGGAUCUUAUGUCCGACAGUUCACAUAGCAAUUCUAACAGCACCGGGCAGAGUAAUUCGAGCGAUAGUAGUGUGAUUUAUAGGCCAAGCAGUGAGAGCGGUAGCGAAAUUAAGACGAUCCCUAACCGGAAGAUCGACACUACAUUUGAACAAAUGGAAAAGGUGCUUUCGGAAAAUUCGACGUGCGGUGGUGCUCUAGCAGAUGAUGAAGCCGAGAUGACUGUAAAACCUAUGCAACCUCUUCUGCGCGGGUACACGCCUGGGGCCCGAGGCUUACAAACUCUACCGAGCCGUACUACGGCACGACAAUACACCGUUCUGCAUUCAUCGUCGCAUCAUCAUGUUGGUGGUCACCACGAUUACGCCGACGUUGACGUCGCUUCUGGUUAUCUGAGCGACGGUGAAGUGCUGCGCGGAGGUGGCAUGAGUGUUGGUAGUAGAACCCUUUCGGAUCUAUGCGACGGAUACAUGUCUGAGGGCGGCGCAUCCCUAUACGCUCGCAGGAUUAAUCCUUCUUAUGGAAGGAUUGAUCACGAACAUGACAGGUACGUAGGUGGCUCACGGCGAGAGCUGUCGGGGGUGAAGGAACUGGUGACCUCGAGGCGGGUGCAGAAGAAUCGGCCGUCGGGGAUCGCGAGAUCGGAUGGCGGUUGCAUCGGAGGCGUCAGUCCGGGAAGCGGUGGUGGUGGCGGCGGCGUCGGCAUCGGCGGCGUCGUCGGUAGCGGUCUUCUAGGCGGCUGCAGCGGCGGGAACGACGCCUUGGCAGAGCUCACAAUCGAGGAGCUGGCUUCCAUUCCCGCCGGAAAUCACACCUCCGCCAAUCACACGGGACAUCCCUCUCAUCACAAGAGAGUGCCGGGCGGAGGGGGUGUGAUUGUGGGGGGUGGCGGAGGAUCAGCCACCCCCCAAGGGGCGCAGCAGAGUCACAAUCUGGUGUACCGCGUGGUGGGUUCACGUGGACAUCCUGGUCAUCAUCCGCAUGUGAAAAAGUCCGACAGCUCUCAGCAGACCGAGAGCUCGGCUUUUAAGCAUCAGCAGCACCAGCAACAGCAGCAACAGCAGCAAAGCUCAAACGGCUCUAGCAGCAGUAUCAGUUCCAACAGUCAACAAUGGAAGAAGUACAUCGAAGCUGGUGCCGCAAGAGAGAGAGACAAGGAGGGCGCACCACCCAGCCCUAGUCCUUCUAGAAGGUCGCAGGAUAAACAUCGGAAACAAACUAUGGCUGAAUAUGCGAAUGGUGAAAAACCUCAAAAGGUUUCGUCGGGCACAUCAACCAGCAACAGUAGCAAAGUUCGUGGAGUACCACAAAGCUUUGGCUACGUUAAGAGGCACAGUGCGGGCACUAGUUCGAGUCCCAAUGGUAUCCAAAAUGGCAGCAAAGACGCUACCAGAACGGCUCAAGUUAGCGCCGUGCCAAGGACUAAGGUCAAGGUGUCCGGUGGCACACAAACGUGCACCACGGAAUUGCAAGCGAAUUCCUCGGGAUCAAAUCAGGGUCAUCACUACAAGAGCUAUAGUCUCACCGGUCCUAGCGCUAGUCAACUUUCACAAUCAGUUCGAGAUCGUCUCAUGCUGGGCUCACAAAGUCUGCCAAAACCCGGUAGUCCAGAAUUCACCGCUCUUUUUGCGUCUGCCCAUCAUCGCGAGAGAGGAGCUGGCGUUGGACCAACGAGCGCGUCAUUUUCGCCCCGGGUAUUAAAACCAUCUGAUGGUAGUCUCAGCGAUACAUGCAGUAAUUACGCCGCACCUGAUCUUCAGGGUUACUAUGGCACACCCAAUAGUCCCUAUACUACUUCAUGGAUGAGACACAGCAAUACUUAUACGCCCAGCGGAAGAUCUCAAGGAAUGGGUUUGUGCGAAGCAGAUAGCGUGGAAUCAUUGGGCUCGCAUCGUGCGAGCUUGACACAUGCCCGUCUCCUAAUGCAUCAGAGAGAUUCUACAGGAUCCCCGGCGCCACCCAGAUUGAAUAGAAGCAACUCUAUCAGGUCCACUAAGAGCGAGAAGAUGUACCCGUCAAUGUUGGCACGCGGAAGCGGUGCCUCAUCGUCGGUGGGUGAGGAGGUCGGGAUAGGUAUAGGAGUUGGAGUCGAGCCAUAUUACAGCGUUCCUGUGGGAUCGGCGGGAUGCACCGGCCAACAUUGGUCCCAGCCAACGUCGCCGACGCCCACGCACACCUCACGGCAGCCGCCUAACUUAUAUCAGCACGUACAUAAGGAUGACGACAUUCAUGGUUCUUCGGUAUCCUUGGUGUCCACCACGAGCAGUCUUUAUAGUUCGGCUGAGGAGAAGCAAGCGCAUGAAUUGAGAAAAUUGCGUCGUGAAUUACUGGACGCACAGGAGAAGGUGCAUUCGUUAACCAGUCAACUUUCUACAAAUGCACAUGUGGUCUCAGCUUUUGAGCAAUCACUGUCCAAUAUGACUCAGAGAUUGCAGCAACUCACAGCUACAGCCGAAAAAAAGGAUUCUGAGCUUCAGGAACUGCGAGAAACGAUCGAGAGACUGCGCAAGCAGAGUGCCGAAGCUGGAUUGAACAACGGUCCAACUGCGAACAGUGGUCGACGUCAUACUUUAGGUGACUCUGAAUCCGGUACCACCGGCUGCACCGGCAAUAGUAGUAGUAGCAAUAAUCAUCAGGGUGCAUCAAUGGCAAGACAACUAUCCGCCGAUAGCGUGACGUCUCUGAAUUCGUUAAGCAGCGCCUGCUCGGCCAGCAGCAAUCAUCACAAAAAGAAGGGCUGGCUACGCAGCUCCUUCUCCAAGGCUUUCUCGAGGUCGCGCAAAAACCGGCAUGGUUCGGUUUCUGACGCGGAGGACUGCAAGGAGAGCCCUGGCGGUGAUCUGAGCGCUCCCAACAGUCCUAGACUGCCAACCGCAUCCAAACAUGAGUCUUCGAGAGCACAAACCGUGAGAAGCAACGGUCAGAAAUCUCCCGAUCAUGAGAAUCCUUUGUCUGGAAGCAAGAGCAGCUCGGCAUUGUACAAGAAAGAGGAUGAAGAUGUGGAUGAAUUGAAGAAACAAUUGAGGGAGAAGGAUUUAGUGCUUACAGAUAUCAGAUUGGAAGCAUUAUCUUCGGCUCAUCAGCUGGAGUCUUUAAAAGACACGGUCAUCAAGAUGAGGUACGAGAUGUUAAACUUGAAGCAGAACAAUGAGCGACUCCAACGACUAGUGACCUCAAAGUCGCUCACUUCUUCGCAGUCCUCUCUACCCAGUGACCCAGAUCGACGUUUCAGCAUGACUGAGGUGGCAUCGAGUGUCGCAGCAUUGUCGAACGGCGACGUCAGUUCCACGGCCGAUCAACUGGAAGAUCUUAACGUCCCGGUGGAACACUCCGUCGUGUCAUCGAGCGCAACAACUGCAGAACCAGUUCUUGAGCAAGACACUGAUGGCAAGAGAAUCAAUGUGGCCGUUUAUCUCGGCAGUGAGCGAAAUUUUAACUAUAAUUUGAUUACCGGAAGCUGCGCCGACGGCACCAUAGGCGAACCACCACAUUGCGUAAUUGCCAAUGUGUGCAUCAGCAAUAAAACCAGCUGGGACGCGCUGGAUUCUAUGGUGAGACGUUGUUUCAAGGAGUACGUUUCUCGAGUGGAUCCUGUGACGAAUCUAGGUCUUGGCGUCGAAUGUGUCGCCGCGUAUCAUCUCGGCGAAGCUUCCAGAUGCACUACCGAUUCUCAGCAUCCUGAGUUAUUACCCUGCGGCUAUCUAGUCGGCCACGUGAAAACUAUUUAUUUAGUGCUGUCAGGCUAUUCCUGGCUGGCAGUGGAUACCUUGAUACCGCGUUCUAUCGUUCAGCGACUGAUCUCUCUUUUGACGGAACAUCGUAGAGUGAUUUUGUGCGGUCCAAGUGGUACAGGGAAGAGUUACUUAGCUGGAAAAUUGGCGCAUGCUCUAGUAGAUACUGACAAUGACACGAAGGAUGCUGCUGCUGUUGCGACUUUCAAUGUCGAUCAUAAGUCCAGCAAGGAAUUGCGCCAGUAUCUCGCGCACAUCGCUGAAAGAUGCGAUUCGAACGCCGCUGAUGAAUUACCUAGAGUGAUUAUUUUGGAAAAUCUUCAACACGCAGCAUCUCUGGGCGAACUCUUCAGCGGACUCUUAGGAACUAGACAUUCAUCAUGUCCUGCUAUCAUCGGUACCAUGAGUCAGACCACUUGCAGUACCACCAACUUGCAGUUGCAUCAUAAUUUCAGGUGGGUAUUAUGUGCAAAUCAUAUGGAGCCGGUCAAGGGAUUUCUAGGACGUUAUUUGAGAAGGAAAUUACUGGAGCACGAAUUACGCGAAUGCGCUGGGACAAGGAACGCGGAGAUGGCGGCAGUAGUCGAGUGGCUGCCGCGUGUAUGGCUGCAUCUUAACAAGUUCCUAGAAACCCAUAGCAGCUCUGACGUCACCAUCGGACCGCGGCUGUUUUUAUCAUGUCCAAUGGAAGUGGCUGGAUCUCAAGUGUGGUUUACCGAUCUGUGGAACUAUUCGGUAAUACCUUAUUUAGUGGAAGCAGUCAGGGAAGGAUUGACGCUAUACGGAAGGCGCGUAAGCGGGAACGGAAAUGGCGAAUCGACAUGGGAAGAUCCGGCGCAAUUCAUCACAUCGAGCUAUCCAUGGCUUUCGACGCAUGCCGUGCACGGCGGCAGCGAUGCUCUUCUACGUCUGAGACCUGAAGACGUGGGAUACGAUGUCGUCUCUAGCGGGCACACUUCCGGUGUAGGCGCCUCCAGCGUGAAGAGCCUUGGAAGUACUCAUAGUGAUACCGAAGGAGAUCCUCUGCUUAACAUGCUAAUGAGACUUCAAGAAGCAGCUAAUUACUCAAGUCCACAUAGUAAUGACAGCGAUUCGGUGACGUCUCUUGAUUCAUCACAUACUCGUCAUUCAGAGGAUUUGAGCAGUUCGACAUCUUCGUCAAGAGGAGUAGAAUCGGCACUCUAAAUUAGCAAGAUAUAAACAAAAUUUAUCGC